AUGUCUGCGUCGGUGCUGCUGCUCAAGGCAGCAGAUGAAAAGUACAGGGCCGCUAUAGAACAGGACCCAGAACCGGGAUGUUCUCGACGGCUAUUGGAGGCAUACUUCACAGAUGUGUUGACGUUCGAGUACCUCAAUGCCGAGCUGCUACUUGACGUGUUGACUCACCUCGAUCGAUACUGCGGAAUCAUGAUCACUAGCCCACGCAGCGCAAUUGCUGUGUGUAACGUAGUCAACACGUUGGACGCGGAGCUGAAGCUGCAGAUACUGGACAAACUGCGAGCUAAGCCUGUGUUCUCUGUGGGUGAAGCCACGUCACGUGAGCUGCUGCCGCUUGGAGUGGUGUGCAAGGGCGACGACGCCGGCUCGGCCGAUUUGCUGUCUGCGUACUUACACCAAGACGGCAUCUUACCUGCAGAUUGCAAGGAGAAGCCAAUGCUGUUUCUUUGUGGCGACAAACGCCGCGAUGUUCUCCCCGACAGCUUCCGUUCGCGCGGUCUUCCGAUGGAAGAGCUGGUGGUGUAUCAAACAUGCGCUGUGCAGACACUUGAGCUCCCUGCAGAGUGCAUGGUGCCGAGCUGGAUCGUAUUCUUCAGUCCGAGCGGACUGAAAGUAAUCAAGGAGCUAGCUUUGCCUUGGGAGUCUAUUCGCAAGGCAGCGAUCGGAAAGACAACAGCUGCAGCCCUGCACGAGCACGCAUUAGCUACAGGACAAACAUUCUGGGAAGCAGACGUAACUGCGCCCAAGCCCAAGCCCGACUCUCUCGCCGGCGCCAUCUUUGCCUUCGAAGAAGAAUACAAGCAGUGA
Phytophthora infestans T30-4 is the source of this 807-nucleotide messenger RNA. RefSeq names its product uroporphyrinogen-III synthase, putative. The transcript is spliced from 2 exons. The record is from RefSeq and is a predicted model, not a curated record. Bases 1 to 807 code for a protein of 268 amino acids. Lineage: Eukaryota; Oomycota; Peronosporomycetes; Peronosporales; Peronosporaceae. Gene Ontology annotation, molecular function: uroporphyrinogen-III synthase activity. Gene Ontology annotation, biological process: uroporphyrinogen III biosynthetic process.